Messenger RNA from Eutrema salsugineum, 1446 nucleotides. RefSeq names its product ubiquitin receptor RAD23d. The transcript is spliced from 12 exons. Gene Ontology annotation, biological process: proteasome-mediated ubiquitin-dependent protein catabolic process; nucleotide-excision repair. Gene Ontology annotation, molecular function: proteasome binding; polyubiquitin modification-dependent protein binding; ubiquitin binding. The record is from RefSeq and is a predicted model, not a curated record. Gene Ontology annotation, cellular component: cytosol; nucleoplasm. Lineage: Eukaryota; Viridiplantae; Streptophyta; Magnoliopsida; Brassicales; Brassicaceae. The coding region runs from base 69 to 1238 and encodes 389 amino acids.
GGUCUCUCUCUAUACUUUGCUUCUCUCUCUAAAACUUUCUCUCUUCGCUCAAGUUUUUUCCUAAAACGAUGAAGAUUUUCGUGAAGACUCUCAAGGGGACGAACUUCGAGAUCGAAGUAAAUGAGACGGAUACGAUCUCUGAUGUUAAAAAAAGUAUAGAAACCAUUCAUGGUGAGCAAUACCCCGCUGCUCAGCAGAUGCUGAUCCAUCAAGGAAAGGUUCUCAAGGAUGAGACUACAUUGGCAGAGAACAACGUUGUUGAGAAAAGUUUCAUUGUUAUCAUGCUGUCCAAGGCUAAAGUUUCUUCAGCUGGGGCCUCAUCUACACCAGUACCAGCGCCACCACUUAGUGCUACUCAGGCUCAGCCUGCACGGACAGUAGCUGCACCUCCGGUUUCUGCUCCUCAGGUUCCUGCUCCAACUGUCUCAGUUCCAGAGCCUACUAGUGGAACUGCAACCGAUGCAGCGCCGGCUGCUGCUGCUGUUUCGACUCAAACAGAUGUUUAUGGUCACGCAGCCUCAAACCUUGUUGCUGGAACUAAUUUAGAGUCAACAGUCCAGCAAAUUCUUGACAUGGGUGGAGGUAGUUGGGACCGUGACACUGUUAUUCGAGCCCUGAGAGCUGCCUUCAACAAUCCUGAAAGAGCUGUUGAAUAUCUGUACUCGGGUAUCCCUGCUCAGGCUGAAAUCCCUGCAGUCGCUCCAGCCGCAGCUACUGGUGGACAGGCAGCAAAUCCUCUAGCACAGCCCCAACAAGAAGCUGCUCCAGUGCCCCCAACUGGUGGUCCAAAUGCUAAUCCACUAAACCUGUUUCCUCAGGGCAUGCCCGCUGCAGAUGCUGGUGCUGGAGCUGGUAAUCUUGAUUUCCUGCGUAACAGUCAACAGUUCCAAGCCUUGCGAGCUAUGGUACAAGCGAACCCACAAAUUCUACAGCCUAUGCUUCAGGAGCUCGGUAAACAAAACCCUCAGCUUGUGCGACUAAUUCAAGAGCACCAGGCUGACUUCCUACGCUUGAUAAAUGAGCCCGUCGAGGGAGAAGAGAAUGUCAUUGAACAGUUGGAAGCAGCAAUGCCACAAGCUGUUACGGUCACACCUGAGGAGCGUGAAGCCAUUGAACGGCUUGAAGCGAUGGGGUUUGAUCGUGCGAUGGUCUUAGAAGUGUUCUUUGCGUGUAACAAGAACGAAGAGCUUGCAGCUAAUUAUCUUCUAGAUCACAUGCACGAGUUUGAGGACCAAUAAUGAAAAAUAAGAAAACAGGGCCAAAUCCAUUCCUCCUCCUUCCUAAACUCAGAGACCCAUCUUUCUUUUUUUUCUUUUUACUUUGCUUUUAUGAUAAUCUCUCUUCUCCAAUGCAUUUGACAAGUUUCAUGUUUAUGUUCAUGUUCAUGUUCAUGGGAGUUGAUUACAUUUAAAACUAAACAUAGUUUAUGUCGUUUGAAGUCGUUCU